Molecule: messenger RNA, 1753 nt
Organism: Clunio marinus
Lineage: Eukaryota; Metazoa; Arthropoda; Insecta; Diptera; Chironomidae
Source: the annotation of a GenBank genome assembly
AGUCGCCUUUAAACAAUUCAAUCGCUCUCUCGUAUAUUCUUAACAAUUUUACUGCAAAUCACAAUUUAAGUGCAGUAGAUUUGACAAAAAAUAUUUAAAGUUACUCAGUUGAUGUUUAGAAAUUAAUUUGAAAGCAGCUAGUGUGAAAAUAUUAAAGAAAAUUAUGAAAAAUUGUUAAAUAAAUUAAAUUGUUAACCACCGCCCUCCGUCCACUAAGAAAUUGAAGUUCUUAACGGCCUUCUCAAAAGCCACACGCCGUACUUCCGUGUGCUGUGUCUUAUUUUACAACUUAAAGUGUUUUAAAUUAAUGACUAAGUAGAUAUUACCAAGGAAUAAUUAAAAAAUGAAGAGAAAUCCAAGAAUGGGAAAGGAAUAUAAUACAAAUUCAAUGGAAAUGGAACAGCCAUUCUAUGUCAGGCAAAGGCCUGCUCCCAUACCUUUCCACCAAUUUCUUUAUGACAGUAACAAAAAUACGGUUCUUGGUCGAACUGGUUCAUCAUGGGCAAAGAUAGGACUUUUCUACACAAUAUUCUAUCUUAUGUUAGCAGCCCUUGUUACUGGUUGUAUGAUAGUCUUUUUGAGUACACUCAAUCCGCGCAUCCCUAAGUGGCAAUUACAUGAGUCACUCAUCGGCACAAACCCAGGUUUGGGUUUCCGUCCAUUGCCUCCAGAGGAUAAUGUAGAAAGCACAUUGAUCUGGUAUAAAGGAACAAGCGAAGAUCAAUACAGAGUGUGGACACAAGCGCUUGAUGAGUUUCUCGAACCUUACAAGAAACCUGGGUCAAUAGCGGGACAUGGCGCGACCAUUUUCAAUUGCGAUGAAGACAGUAAUCCGCCGAAAGGUCAGGUGUGCGAAGUCAAAAUUGAUAAGUUGUAUCCAUGUGUCCAAGAAAAUAGAUAUAAUUAUCAUCGAAGCCAACCGUGCAUCUUCUUGAAGCUUAACAAAAUCUUUGGUUGGGUUCCACAUUUCUAUAAUGACACACAAAAUUUACCGGAUAAUAUGCCAGAGGAUUUGACGAAGUUCAUUCAAGACACGGAAAAAACAAAUUCGAAAAAAUUAAACACAAUUUGGGUGUCAUGUGAAGGAGAAAACCCUGCAGAUAUUGAGAAUAUCGGGCCAAUACAUUAUUAUCCUAUGCAAGGAUUUCCUGGCUAUUAUUAUCCCUUCGAGAACGCUGAAGGAUAUUUGAGUCCACUUGUUGCUGUUCAUUUUUCACGUCCAAUAACUGGCAUCAUUAUCAACAUUGAAUGCAAAGCAUGGGCUAAAAACAUCAAGCACGAUCGCUCAGACAGAAUAGGUUCAGUUCACUUUGAACUUUUGAUUGAUUAGAAUAAGGAAUUCGAAUCUCUAAAUUGAUUCUUCAUUUGAAGACAAAUCUCAAUCUCAAUCUGCCCAAAAAUUACUCAAAAAUUGAGUCUCGAAAUCAAGCACAAUAUCAAUCUUUUUAAAAACAAUAUGAAGAAGAUUUGAAUCUCAAAACAUAAAAGCAAUCAAUGAUUCGCCUUUAAAAGAAAUCAAAGAGAUCUGUAGUUUUUUAGACAAUCUUAGAAUUAAAUGAGUUUGAACUCAUUAAAAAAGAGGAAAAGUAAAAUUUAAAGACCAACUCGGAAUGUAACAUUUUUCAACAAUGUUUCUUGUUUUUUUUUGUCCAAUAAUAUUAAAAAUAUCUAAUAAAAUGAAAAGAAAAGUUCAAUUGAAUUAUUUAAAGAGAAUAAAACAAGAAAAAUUAUUUUAAUUAGUUAUAGAUAAUAA